CCGUGCUCUGCAAAGAUCUCUAUUGCACAGAAGGGUCCGAAACAUUUGCGAAGCAUCGACUGAAGCAGGAACGCCGCUAAAACGGUCAUCAUGACAAAGAAAAUAGGGCAGUGACAUGACCGAGAACUGGAAGCCGUAUCUUAUCUAAGACGGCCUUUUUUUUCCAAUCCAGGCCAGGGCAAAAGGGCAGGUGCUUGAGUACCACCCGGUGGGCUAUGUGUGCACGCGCCCGAAUGUAGGGCUAUUCCUUCCUUUCCGGAAGGGGUCGACCCCGCCCCUGCAAGAGGGCCCACCCCCGCCAUGGAAGACACUCCCGCAAUACGUCUCGCAGAAAGGGGCAUUUGCCUCCUUUGCGUGCAGCUGUCAGACUGGAGAGCAAGAGAGCGGUCUCGCUCUAAUCGCCACGCUGAGGCCGAUGUCCGCGCAUUCCUUCUCCUUCUCCCUCUCCGUUGAGCCGACCCUCGCGUCGGACGAGGACAAUGGGCACCGCGGCGAGAGCGAAGGCAGCGCCGACCGGGGCUACGGCGGCCCCCGGCGAAACGCGGCGAACGCUCGGGAGAGGCACCGGACACAGAACGUCAACACGGCUUUCGGCGCAUUGCGGACACUCAUUCCCACGGAACCGGUGGACCGGAAACUGUCCAAGAUCGAAACGCUGCGCCUGGCGUCCAGCUAUAUUUGGCACCUGACGAACGUGCUGGGGGUGGACGAGGAGAGAGAGGACGGCGCGCCGUGCCUCAGCGCCGUGUACAAGGAGGGGAGGGGCGGCGGAGACCCCGGACGGCCCCGGAGCAUCUGCACAUUCUGCCACAGCAGACAGCGGACGGGGGCAACCGUCGCCGCCCGCCGCGAAAGGAGAGGCGCUUUCGGAGAAGGACGCCAAAUUGGCAGAAGUUCAGAAGAAAAUCUAACUAUUCAAGUCAUCAUUCCAUUCGAAUGUAUCAAAUCCAAAAGAAAUUGGAGCUAAAUAAAUAUUGCACAAACAAUUGUGACUUGAGGGGAAAUUUUCAACAUCAAAGAGAAAUACAACUGAACUGUGCUGAUGCACCCAAAGGGGCCCGGGCGCCGCAUUUUCAGAAUGGCCGCUAGAGAAUACGACGUCCACAGAAAUCCAGUGAUUUUGUUGCUGUUGAUCAUACCUCUGCGAAUGUGUCUUAAUCACGGCAUUUUAUAUAUCAAUCUAUACAAACGAUACGUUAACACAGGAAAUAUUUUCUUCGCAAUCCAGGCCUUCUGUCUUUGCCACUGAACCUAGCAAUGUUGCCUUUGGAUAGCAGCCUAUCGAGUAUACUGAAAUGAUCCGAACACUGCAGCUUUGAAAUAUUCCGACUGACAGCGCUUUCCUUCCUUCGGAGGCAAAAGACGGACGAGACCGUGUGAAAAUUCAAUUCCACUCUCGAUAAAACUCUCCCCUGGAAUUGAAAAUUGCACCGCCCGCCACCAGAGACCCGAGACUCUUUACCAGCCACUGUUCACUUUGUGAUAUUGAUUUUGUCAUUUGAUUUAUUUAUUUGUUUUUGCCCAUGAAGAGGCAUCACCAAACAAGAUGAGUUGCGCCUCUACUAAUGCUUCACAAUGCCAACAGUGGAUCAUUUUAAUGUGGGGGGAAAAAAAAUCAAGUAUGAAAUAGCAACAUCAUUUGGUGAUCAGUUCAUGUUUAUUGUCAAACAUGGUAAAUUUCAUAACGCUAGUCCAAUACUCUAUUGUUUAUGUGCACUCAACUACUAAGAAAUGCUGCAAAGUCAAUCAUUCACUGAAUAUGAAAUGAUACGAAAGGCUCGUAAAUGGUUUCUGCAGCAGGCCUCACAAACAGCUGCGUUGAGCCAAAAACAAAAACUGUAUGAGCAAAACACUUCCACGGUGUGACUUCAGAGGAGAGCAAAAAGAAUGUUGGAAGAAAAUAACUACAGAGCUAGUAUUUCUUCUUCCUGGCCAUUUCCAACAUUACCCUCUGAUGUUUUUGCUGCUUUUGCAUUCACAUUGCCUAAUGUGUCCGGCAGACAAUUAUUACAUGGACGCUAUUAAAAUUCACCACUUUUGCUUGAUUGCUCAACAGCGUCUGAUGGCGGACUGAUCAGCUCGCCUGAUGUUUUGGGAGUCAGCACAGCUUUUUUGUUUCAUCCAUGAAAGUGUUCACCAAAUAAAGUUGCAUUUAUAGCACAUGCUAAAGCAAUAGCAAACCCUACUUGGGAAAGCAGCGAUUAGCUCCACAUUUCAUACCGUCAUCAGGGAGAUGUAUUUGUUUUGUUACUUUAUAUUCACAAAUGUUCUAUAGAUCCCCAGUCCCGGCCGGGUGUAAUGAGUGAGAGGGAACCUACGUCAUUUAGGAACAUUAUUAUGCUUGACUUUCACAUUUACAUAAGAAUGAAAUAUAUUUUGACACGUGUAUGGCAUCGGAUCUUGCUUGGCUCUACAUGUUGCACAAAUCUGUGUAUGACAAUGCAGUGCUGUGAAAUCCAUUCAUGUUUAAGCCUUUGUUCACUUGUGUAGAUACUUAUACAAUUGAAAAACAAACUAAACAUUUAGAUUAUAGCUAGUUUUAGCUGUACACGCAUUGUUUUUAGUUCAAUCCUGUUUUUGGAAAUUGGUCCUUUGCACAGUCCGAGGAAAAUAACGACAAUCUCGGACACUACGGAAUCAACACAUUGAUUGCAUUAGGAUAGUAUUGAUUGAAUUUUUUUGACAGACUCAUUCUAACUUGUAUUAUUGUUGUCAUCUUUUGCCUGUAAUUGCUCAGGGGUGGAAACCUGCACGGGGAUUUCCAGUGUGGAUGAACUAAUCAAUCUGAGUAAUGCCGAAGAAUCACAACAGAGGAAGCCAUUCAUCUUUUCCCUCAGUGCGAUCACUGUGGAAUCCUUGUGUUUCAGCAGUGCCUUAGCGCGGUUUUGAGGGUGGUAGUUCAUACGGAGUGCCAAUUAGGAAGGUAUGAAUCAGGGUCAGCUCUGGGAAUAGCAUCCAGGCACAACAGGAAAGACACAAAUUAGCUGUGUUGCAUCUAUUGUGAUGGCUGAUGACAUUGCUGGACAUAUGCCAACGAGCUGAGCCACAAAAUGGAAUAAUCACAGUUAAAGCUGCACAUUCCAGCUGAAAACACUUCAGUUUUUCCAGGUCCUGCUGAUUCCUGAUUCCCGAAUGAAAGGCAGACUUUCCUUUCAUCGGAAAAGAGGACCUUGGACCACUGGCCGACAGUCCAGUCUUUCUUCUCCUUGGCCCAGUUGAGACUCUUCCUACGUCGGCUCAGGCUCAGUAGUGGCUUGACCCGGGGAUCCAGACAGUUGUAGCCCAUCUCCCGGAUGCGUCUGAAUGUGAUGGUUUUUGAAGCUGUGACUCCCGCCUCAUUUCACUCUUUCUGGAUCUCUGCUAGAUUCUUGAAUCUUCUCUGUUUGAUAAUCCGCUGAAGCCACGGUCAUCUCUUUUGCCGGUGCAUCUUCUCCUGCCACAUUUUGUCCUUCCAUUGAUAUGCUUGGACACAGCACUCUGUGAACAGCCAGCCUCCUUAGCUAUGAACUUUUGUGGCUUACCCAUCCUAUGGAGGGUAUCAAUGAUGGUCUUCUGGCCAGUUGUCAAGUCUGCAGUCUUCCCCAUAUUGAACCCAACUGAGACAAUUUUAAAAAAUUGACGCAGUUAUGGAAAUAAAUAAAUGUUUUCAUGAUAUUCAAAUUUUUUUGGAAAGGGUCUGUAUGUAUGCAUCUAUGUACGUAUCUAUGUAUGUAUGUGCCGUGAAAGCAUUGGCCCCCUUCUCAAAUUCUUAUAUUUUUGCAUAGUUUCCCCACGUUUAAUGUUUAUGAUCAUCAAAGAAAUGUAAAUAUCAGACACAUAUAACCCAAGUGAACUUAAACAGCCUUUUUUAAAAUGGUGAUUUCAUUUAUUAAGCAAAAAAAACAAAAAAAAAACUAUUCAGUUUCCUGGCCGUGUGCUAAAACAUAAUGGCCCCCUAAACCUGGUUGGGCCAUCCUCAGCAGCAACAACUGAAAUCAAGCCUUUUCUAUAACUGGCAAUGAGUCUUUCACAUCUCUGUGGAGAUGUUUAGGCCCACUCUUCCUUGCGGAAUUGUUUUCAUUCAGCAAAAAUGGAGGGUAUUCGAACAUGAACCGCCUUUUUAAGAUCACGCCACUGCAUUUCAAUCGGAUUCAAGUCCGGACUUUGACGAGGCCGCUCCAAAACAUUCAUUUUGUUUUUUUAAACCGUUCAGAAGUUGACUUGCUGGUGUGUUUUGGAUCGUUAUCCUGCGGCAGAACCCAAGUGAACCCAUUGCUGUUCUCUUGAGGUCAUCUUUGUAGGCUGGCCACUCCUGGGAAGAUUCACCACUGUUCCAUUCCGGUUAGCGGUAGUUUAACCCCUCCCCUCGCCGACACGACUGUCCACUCCCUGUUUUAAAAUUGUAAUCCUGCAAAAUAACUCCAUUUUGAAAAUAAAUGUACCUUUAAUCUUAUUACGUUUUUUUCUGUAACUGUAAUAGAAUACAGGUACCCUUUUCUGUAAUGUGAUUAUGUAAUCCCGUUACUCCCCAAGCCUAACAAUAGUCGAUCCAAAUAAAACUUCCCUUAGGGUC
Phyllopteryx taeniolatus (common seadragon) is the source of this 4552-nucleotide messenger RNA. Its product is annotated as transcription factor 15-like. NCBI's taxonomy places the organism in Eukaryota, Metazoa, Chordata, Actinopteri, Syngnathiformes, Syngnathidae. Gene Ontology annotation, biological process: developmental process; regulation of transcription by RNA polymerase II. The coding region runs from base 416 to 967 and encodes 183 amino acids. The record is from RefSeq and is a predicted model, not a curated record. Gene Ontology annotation, molecular function: RNA polymerase II transcription regulatory region sequence-specific DNA binding; protein dimerization activity; DNA-binding transcription factor activity, RNA polymerase II-specific. The transcript has a single exon.